AUGUUCAAAGCAACUUCAAACAAAGUUAAUGCAAAAUUACCCGGUGAAAACGAAACCACCUAUCCAUGUUCCAACUGUGGACGUAGAUUUAUUCAGGCUAGUUUGGCAAAACAUGAACCUGUUUGCAAAAAAAUAGGCAAAAAACGAAAAGUAUUUGAUUCUGGCAAGCAACGAGCCACCGGUAGCGAUAUAACACUUCAGAAUGUUCGAAAAGCUGAACGAGAACGACAGUUAGUAGGAGGUGUUUUUCCUCGUCCACAAACAAGUUGGCGUGAAAGGCAUGAAAGUUUUGUCAGCGCUGUAAGCACCUCCAGACAGGUUGACUACAAUACUCAUAAAAACUCGGCCUCUCCUCCAAUUCCGCGUACUUCUGUACCAAAAGAUUAUGUACGAUGCGACUACUGUGGCAGAAAUUUCAAUCAGCAAGCUGCAGAAAGGCACAUACCAUUUUGUCGUGAUCAGCACUCCAAAAAGGGCCCUAUACGAGUAACAUCUCAUAGCCGGCCUUUUUCAGUCAAACAAAACGGCACCAACAUUAACGAAAGAAGCGCUACAGAAACUCGCCAAACAACACGUUCUCGGGCCGACAGCGCACAAAGAUCCAGAAGCACACAGUCGAAGACACCAGCUACUGAAAACGCACCCCAGAACAAGGCCGAAUACGAUCGGCAAUCAGUCGGUACCAGCCAUCAUAGCAGUCAUUCUCAAAGUCGCACUUCAGCGGGACGGUAA
Messenger RNA from Enterobius vermicularis (human pinworm), 732 nucleotides. The record is from the annotation of a GenBank genome assembly. NCBI's taxonomy places the organism in Eukaryota, Metazoa, Nematoda, Chromadorea, Rhabditida, Oxyuridae.